GAGAAACGAGAGGAGGCGAGGUGAACCUGCUCAGUCUGCAUCCCAAACAUUCGGGGAACAUUUUCUUUUAAUAAAUAUAUUUAUAUAUGCAAUUAUGCAGUCUUCCAAACGGAGUGAAAGUGACUGGCAGGGACUGGUCGGCGAGUUUCUGGUGUGCAAGCGCAAGCUGGAGAGUAAGAAAGAGGCGCUGCUAAUCCUGUCCAAAGAGCUGGACACUUGUCAGCAGGAGAGAGACCAGUACAAGCUGAUGGCCAACCAGCUGCGAGAACGCCAUCAGGGACUCAAGAAGAAGUACAGGGAACUCAUUGACGGUGACACCUCUUUGCCUCCAGAAAAACGCAAUCAGGUGAACCUGGCUCAGCUGCUGAGGGACUCGAGGGAACGUGCAAGAAAACUCUCAGAGGAGGUGAAAGACCUCACUCAGAGGCUUGCAGAGGCUCAGGGAGACAACAAGCUCCUGAGGAUGACCAUCACCAGACAGAGGCUGGGGGAUGACGAGGUGGGAGUGCGCCACUUCCCUGCCCAUGAACGCGAAGAUCUGGUGUCCCAGCUCGAGAGAGCAGGGCUGCAGAUGGAAGAGAUGGAGCACGCCGUUAAGGCCCUGACAGACGAGCUCCAGGACGUGAAGGCGGAGCGUAAUGUGUUCAGGGAAAAAGCUGAGCGACUAAAUGUGGAGCUCAACCACGUUUUGGGGAACCAUGAAUCACGCAUCAUCGACGUGGAUGCGCUUUGCAUGGAAAACAGGUAUCUGCAUGACCGUCUCACUCAACUGCAGGAGGAGGUGAACCUGCUGAAAUCCAACAUUAUGAAGUACAAGACGGCCCUCGAGAGGAAAAAACCCACCAGUGCAUAUGGAAGAUCCAGUAACGGCCCCCUUACCGGAGUCCUCUCAGCCAAACAAGUCCAGGAGAUGCUCCUGGAGGAGCAGGGCUGCAGCUUGCCUGCCACUCCUCAGUCCAUCGCUGACCUCAAAUCCCUGGCCACCGCCCUGCUGGAGACCAUCCACGAGAAGAAUCUUGUCAUUCAACACCAGAGACACACCAACAGGAUCCUGGGGAACAGAGUUGCAGAUUUGGAAAGGAAGCUAAAGACUUUGGAGGUGUCGGGAUUAUGGAGUCUACCGGGCUUGACCUACCACGUAUCUGUGGGAAUUGGGAGAACACGGGACAAUAUCUCUUUGAAUGAGAACCUUCAACUAGAGCUUCAACCAACACUCGCCACACAGCCCAGAGUGCAGCCACCCAAAGAUGACAGAAGUUCGCUUGAAUCAGCUUGGGACUACCACACCGCCGGCACUGACCUUGACAGAGACGGCGUCAACGGGGACGGCGAGCCGCCGCUGCUUAACUUCCUGGAGCCUCAUGAAGGGAUAGAUACUAAUGGGAUUGACAGGAACGGGGGUGAAAGUGCGUCUCCGGAGUCGGAGGAUGGACAGAGCCCAGUGGAAGAGACGGGGAGGGAGGCGGAAGGAGUCGAUGAUGAAGAACUCGGUUCCACAGUUGAGGAGGGAGAAGAAGCAGCUCUGGCGCUGGACGCUCCGCCAGCUGAGUCCGAGCUUCAGUGGCUUUCAAUCGAACCAGGGUUCCUCUGUCAGUCAGAGGCUGAUCACUUGUCCUGCCGGGACAGCGAGGCUAGUGAGGCGCAUGAACAUAGAGAAGCCUCGGCAUCUGUUCCAACGAGCAAGGCCACAGAGGAGUCAAGUACGACUGAGUGGGACGGUCACUGUUCAUCUACACAGACAGACACCUGUCAAAGUGACAAUUUAGCAUGAUCUGAAGUCAUGAAAACAUCUGCAAGGAAUAUUUCAAUUCUUCUUUUUACUAAUGACUGCAUCAAUCAUACUGUCUUCUGCUCCUUUUUCUUUGUUGUCAUACAAAUUGUUUUAGUAAAUAAGACAAUGAAAGGAGCAGGGAAUCUUCAAAUCAGAGGGUUUGCAGUCGUACGGCCUACAGGAAUAAUCAAGCAAGUAAAAUAACAAACAUCAUCAACUCCUGUUCACCAUAUUCCCUUCCAGCUGUCCCCCGUGGAAAGAUGAUCCCACUUCUUUGCUUUCUUCUGAAGAGAUGUUUUAAACUCAGUUCCAUAUUUUGGUUCAAGGAUUCCAAACUGAUGUACCAAAACAUCUAAUGGCCGUGUUGUACAUGUCUGUGAAUGAACAGUCUCCCAAUGAUUUCGUUAAUGUCUGUUCAUUUAAAGGAGUAAAUCUUACAAAUCGUUCAAAUGUAUUUUCCCUGUUGACACUUGGUAUUUUAAUGGGAUUACAUGUGCCUUAAAUGUCAAAAUGCUUAAUGAUAUUUAUAAACCUGGAUGUGUAA
Molecule: messenger RNA, 2315 nt
Organism: Cololabis saira (Pacific saury)
Lineage: Eukaryota; Metazoa; Chordata; Actinopteri; Beloniformes; Belonidae
Gene: ccdc149a
Product: coiled-coil domain containing 149a
Exons: 13
Coding region: 95-1771 (558 amino acids)
Source: RefSeq, a predicted model, not a curated record